GUGACGAUGAUAUCCUCCCCCUCCCACACGCGCACGCACGCACACGCACGCACACACACACACACCCGCACACACACACGCACACACACUGAGAGGAGAGGCAGCAAACAAGACGCUCUCAUGACGCGAUGGGUUCAGGCUGGAAAACGGACAGCCACAGUGAUCGGCUGCGUCUGAGGAAAACAUGACAGGAUGGCCUUUUUUCCCGUUGAGUUCUGAAGAAAUCUCACGAUCCUCUGAUGGACUCUGGUCUGCUGAGCCAAGAUGAUGAUACAGUGGAAUCUGCCCUCAGCUUGAACCCUCUGUGAAUUAAAUAAACACCAAGGUCCACUGCUUUUGGCUCAAUCUAAAGAGAACUGUCUACCUACUUGAUUCACUAUAGCUCUAUUUGUUUUUGUGCAUUGUGGGACAACACAUGGAAGCAGAAGGAUCUUUUAAAUGGGAUGUGUACCUAGAUGUGGAUGCCUGGACCCUCUUUUCACUCAGUGGGAAUAUAAUGGAAUAAUGGAUGCCAAGUUUCAUUGACUACAAGCACGCUUGGAUUAUUACACCCUGAAAUUAGAGAAAAACAAAACCUACAUCGGUCAUUGGGUGUGAAACACUGACAUGCUUUUCCUGAGAUCCAGCAUGUGCCAAGAGUUAUCACAAGGAGUUAAUAUGAAAAUUGAAUCCUUUUCUGUUGAAUACACAAUGGAAUAAAAGGGUGUUUCCAAAACAGGAGUUUCCAAAACAUUACAAAAAGUAAAACUGGAGCAUUGUAUCCAAACAUAAAGCCCCUUCCCCUGGCUGCAGUGUGGAAACAGGGGUGUGUUUGGAGGUUCACCCUCACCAGGCUGGCGCUUGCAGAUGGAGGCCCACCAACACUCCCCAGAUAGCAGCAGUGAGGAGUGCACCGUCCUGGAGGCUCCACCCGGAAAAAACGCCUGCCCGCAACAUGCAGGGAAGGUGGCUGACCUGUACUGUUCGGCCUGCAAGUGCGCACUCUGUGAAGACUGUCUGCCGGACCAUGCAGAGCAUCCUAAGGUGCCCAUUAGCCAAGCCCUAGAGCAGCACCGCAACAACCUGCAGGAGAGACUGGGGGCUGUUCAGAGCAGACUCCCUCAGAUUUCAGAUGCAUUGUCCUUUGUUAAGGAGAUCCUCCAGCAGCUGACGAAUCAGAGAGCUUCCAUUGAAGAGGACAUCCAAUCGAGCUUCGAGGACCUGCACAAGCAGCUGGAUGUUCGAAAGAGUGUACUGCUGAUGGAGCUGGAAGUUACAUAUGGACUCAAGCAGAAAGUUCUCCAAGCACAGGUAGACAACCUUGUACGGGGAGAGGGGGACAUCACAGCCACUUGUACCCAGGCAGAGGAAUCUCUGGCUGGGGAGCCGUGUGUGGCGAGCCUGCAGGUGGAGCGAGAGCUGUGGGAGAAGCUGGGAGAGCUCACUGGUCUUGGUUUGCCAUGCCAGCCGGAGGAGAAUGACCAACUGGAUCUGGUGAUGGAGACAGAUGGACUGAGGAAGUCUAUACACAACCUGGGGACCAUUGUCACAACCAGUGCGGUGGCAAGCCAGAGUGAAGCCAUGGGUGCCGGUCUUGAGCAGUGCGUUGUUGGGCACCCUGCCUCGGUUACCAUCGUAACAAGAGACAAGUCGGGAGGAGCGUGCAAGAGUGGAAAUGCAAUUCUCUCUGCCGAGGUAUUCACCCCAGAUGGCAGCAUAGUAGAUGGUGAGAUAGUGGAUCACAAGAACGGGACAUAUGAGUUUGUGUACACGGUGCCAAAGGAGGGCGACUUCUCACUGGCUCUCCGUUUGUAUGAUCAGCACAUCAAAGGAAGUCCGUUCAAACUGACUGUCACCAAAGUUCUAGAGGCCGAAGUAGAGGUUUCUCCCUCUACCACAACAGCAACCAACUCAGCAGCCAAUGCCACUCCGUCCACUGGUUCCUCAGAGGGGGUGAAGCGACGAGGGAAGUCACCUGGACAGAAGAAGAAGGGCUCAAAGAGGGCCAGCAGUGCCCUUGGCACCCCGCGACGCAAAACUCAAAACCCCAUUGAGGAUGACCUUAUCUUCAGGAUCGGAACAAAGGGAAGGAAUAAAGGAGAAUUCACCAACCUUCAAGGAGUAGCUGCCUCUUCCAAUGGCAGGAUACUGAUUGCUGACAGCAACAAUCAGUGCGUUCAGAUUUUCACCAAUGAGGGAGAAUUUAAGAGUCGCUUUGGGGUACGAGGACGAUCGCCAGGUCAGCUACAGCGCCCAACUGGUGUGGCCGUGCACCCCAGUGGUGACAUCAUCAUCGCCGACUACGACAACAAGUGGGUCAGCAUCUUCUCCUGUGAGGGCAAGUUCAAGGCAAAACUUGGCUCUGGCAGACUCAUGGGACCAAAGGGUGUGUCUGUGGACCAAAAUGGUCAUGUGAUUGUGGUUGACAACAAAGCCUGCACUGUCUUCAUCUUCCAACUGACUGGAAAGCUUAUUACUAAGUUUGGAAGCCGAGGCAAUGGUGACAAGCAGUUUGCAGGUCCACAUUUUGCAGCAGUCAACAAAAACAACGAGAUCAUUGUGACAGACUUCCACAACCACUCUGUCAAGGUUUUCACCCUCGAGGGAGAACUAGUUUUGAAGUUUGGUUCAAAUGGUGAAGGAAAUGGCCAGUUUAAUGCUCCCACUGGUGUAGCUGUGGACAUUAAUGGGAACAUCAUUGUAGCUGACUGGGGCAAUAGCAGAAUACAGGUGUUUGAUGGCAGUGGCUCCUUCCUGUCCUAUAUCAACACAUCAGCAGACCCUCUUUACGGACCCCAAGGUCUAGCUCUGACAUCAGACGGACAUGUUGUAGUGGCUGACUCUGGCAAUCAUUGCUUUAAAGUCUACCGCUACCUACAAUGAUGGAGGCUUUGAUGAUGAUGGGGGAUGGUGACGUGGAGGCACAAGAGAGGUGGAUGACAAAGCUGUGGUUGAAUUCAGGAGAUAUAGUGAGCAAUGUCAAAUACUGUGAAUUCCUGCAUGAGCCUCUACUGCUGCCUGUAAAUCUGGAAGAAGUGAUAAAUACAGUAGAAGAGAUGAAAAAGCCAAUGAAAACGUGCUGAGUUGCCACAAUUAUAUUAGCAGAACCCAUGCAGGAAUAACCUAAUUUGGAUAUUUUUGGUGUCUCUGAUCAGGUAAGAUCAUCAAAAAAAAAAAAAAUGGACAGCAACAAGACAAGUCUGAAGAGGGCUUAAGACAGGCACGCAUAAGGUGGAAUGGCAAAUUUGCUGCCCUCAUCCAAACAUUGCAAAAUGGGAUACAGGUGUGAUGCAUGGAAAGACAAAAGUUAUGCAACUCUACCAUCAAGUCUACCAUCAUAAAAAUGGAGCAAUGAGGAAGGAUUUAAAUAACAAAAGGAAAAAAAAAAAAACUCAAUCUGCUACAAGUCACAUGAUGAAAAUUUCUUCAAAAACAACUACAUCUACAAUGUGGUCAACAAGGCAUAAAGGGAGCAAAGGCAUAAAUAUGGACAUAGAGGAAAUUAUGUGUGAAAGUGGAGUGAAACAUUGAAAGUUUUCUAAUGUUCUGCCUUCUCAUGUUGUAUGUAAUAGACAAAAAUAAUGCCUAAUGAGCUAAAAGAGAUCUAUGUCUUUCAAUUCCUCUACAUAAUUAGAGACCUCCACAGUUUAAUUCUAUGACUUGGAAGCAAGCGUUAGCUGCCAGUUCUUAAAGCUAGCCAGGGAGCUCUUAAGCAAAGCGCUCAACUUAAAGUUGGCCCAGCGGGAGAGAACUGCAAUUGUGCUGGAGCAUUCAAACAUGUUAAUUUGUACAUAUGGUGAAAGAGAAAUGCCUGGUAGUGAAAGUUCUAAAUUUCUAAGACAUAGACCACUUUUAGCCCAUUGAGCAUCGUUUGUACAUUAGGAUCGUUUGAAUAUGGAAUGUUUAUUUUGAUCCCAUAUAAUAGUAUUCUUUACAAAUCUUAGGUAAUAGAUUCAUUAUUAGAAAUGAUUGCUUGACUCUAACUCUGACUGUCUGAAUUAUUGAUUGAUUGGGUUGAUUUGACAAGCAGCAUUAUGUGUCUAUGCUUGGUUUGAGUGUUCAUAUAUUUUUCCUGAUAAAUCUGUUGCAAUGGUGAAAAAGUAUAAAUCUAUCCUAUAUAUUUGUGAGAAUACCUUUAAUAAUAUCGCAUAAGCUGGUAAUCACCAUAUUUGGAAUCAGUAACAGCGGCCGCUUUUCCAUUGCAGGAACAUUUACAGCCCUUCUAGCCAUUCUGUUUCCAUUGCAUUGUAGGAUCAACCGAAUUUAUGAUGUGACAAACAAGUUUUACUACAUGUAGGACUAUUACUUAAUUUACAAUGCUCUAAAAUAACUUAAGCUAGCAGAACUGCUGAUGUGAGAUCAAGAACAACAACAACAACAAUUUACGUCUGCUGUGCCUAACAGUUUUCUCUUUACUAGUAUUCCCUACAACUUUUCACUAUUUCCUGCAGUGGAAAUGGCCUAUAUUCACGUACUUCUCUUUGCUUGCCACCAUGGCAGCAAAAUAUCAGUUGUAGGGGGAGGCAAUUCUAGAAUGUUUCAAUCUGGUCUUCAAGUCCGACAUCAUUUCCGGGUCCAAAUGCGCCUAAAUAAACAGCAAUGACAGAACCAUCGACUGUUUACUAUUAAAGAAGAUUGUAACAUACCUUAUCAACUGCAGCCAUUUCCUCUUCUCUUUCUCAUCGGUAUCACAGCUGAGUGUGUUUUAUUUGAGUCGGAUCAGUUAAAACAACCAGAGACACAGCAUUGCGGCAUACUGAUCACGUGACAGUUUGGACCUGGAAAUGGAAUUGUACGUCAUCACUUAACAACCGGAUUCAUUCUUCCCCAUAGACAGGGAUUCUAGAAUGCUUUAAGAAUUCUGCAAAAGUGUUGCCCGCUUGUACAAUUCCACAUAUUCUGUCAAAAGAAGAGAAUACCUCAGUGUUCAAGAAGCAUGCCUCUGUUAUUAUGUGAUUGUUGACAUCAAACAUACCAGGCUUCUACUGUAAGCUCCCAUUUUACAAACCGAAUUCACAAAACAAUUUACAGUGACGUUAGUAAAGUACAGUUAAAGUAAUGUUAAAUUGCAAAGCAUUUACCAUUUACAUUUGGAAAAAGUGCUAUGUGACAGUAAUAAUGAUAAUUCAUAGCAUUUACAUAAACAUAGGCAAGAUAGGAAUUUAAGUUACUUCCAUCACCACUGAGUUGGGCAGACUUAACAUGCACUAUUAAUAUACUGAAAACAUCUUUGUUGAUUGUGGUAACCUAAGUGGUAUCCCAUCAAUUACUUACACAACAUUUCAUCUUUACUGAAACUGGAACUGGGAAACUCUUCACUAUGUUCACAGUUGGUCAGAGAUUUUCUAAGUUAUAUAUUUUAUUACUUCUAUUUAUUGCUUAUUUAUUUUUCAUUUAUCUAAUUAGUUUUUUUAGUCUUGCCAUUUGAUUGUGUUCCACUAUGUGCAUUGAACUUCAUAAGUGCCCGUGCAAUUUCUUCUUUUUAUACAUUUCAUUCUUUAGGCUGUAUUGUAAUAGGAUUGUGAGUGGAACUGCUCUGAAUGUUUUGUCAAGUUUCCUUUAUUUAUUAUCUUUUGUUAAAUUAAAAUAUCAAGCUAGUCAGCUAGCAAAAACAGCUCAUCAGCACCUCAUUUCAGGGUCAGCAUCACUUUUAACUCAAAUCUAAUAAGUUAGUUUAAAAAAAAACCCAGUACAGUACAGUACAAUGACCAACCUUAUAAAACCAUUAGCUUUUGAAUGCUAAUACUGUUGAUUUUGUACAUAACUGAUUACAAGCUAACUUAAUAGUCUUGAUUUGUUUGUAGCCAUCAGUUUUGAUGUUGAAUGUUGAAUCAUUUUACAGAUAGCAAAGACAAAAUCAUUUUUAAUAAUGAGACAACUGCAUGUUCAAUAAAAUAACACAAUACGGUAAACACCGUAAACUGCAAAAAAAUUCAUGUAAUUUCCACAUUUGUGCAGAUUGUCAGUCUUCAAGGAUCUGGUAAGACUAUAUUUUUUUUUUUCCCCACAGUGCUGCUUAGUAUCAGAUUUUGCUCAUCAACUUGAAAUAAGAUUUUUGGAUUUGCUGGUACAUUUGAUUGUUUCAAAGAAAUCAGGCUGUGUUUCCUAAUGUAACCUGGCCUUUGUUUACUGGAUAUUGAGCCUUAAUGUUGGUAUUACGCAUGAAUGUUGUUUAAACUGAUAGAAUUGCCUUCUCAGUAACUUUGAUUUGUUUUUAGAAAAAAUAUAGUAAACAGGAUUUAAUUACAAUUUCGGAGAUAAAUUGUUAAUCUGUAGACUACACACCAUUAGAGGGGAAUUUUGUUCAGCAAGAAGAAAAAAAAAAAGCCAUUCGAUAUAUGUGCAAAUGUGGCUCUUGUGUGUAUGGGUUUUCAGCAGAAACUGCAACAGCACUGUGUACUGCACUGUUCUUUUUUUUUUUUUUAAAUCCACAUAGAAGACAGCCUUUAAAAUACUGAUCAGUUUCAUACAGUGUCACUUUCCAGCUCUUUCUCGCUCUGUAUUUACUGUCUGCCAUGUCUGUUCACUGUUAUGGGCUAUGUCUUAAUAUUCACAUACACUCAACGCUGAAA
This is a messenger RNA of Archocentrus centrarchus (flier cichlid), 6551 nucleotides long. Its product is annotated as tripartite motif-containing protein 2-like. The coding region runs from base 847 to 2862 and encodes 671 amino acids. Gene Ontology annotation, biological process: protein polyubiquitination; proteasome-mediated ubiquitin-dependent protein catabolic process. The record is from RefSeq and is a predicted model, not a curated record. Gene Ontology annotation, molecular function: protein binding; zinc ion binding; ubiquitin protein ligase activity. The transcript has 15 exons. Lineage: Eukaryota; Metazoa; Chordata; Actinopteri; Cichliformes; Cichlidae.